Messenger RNA from Medioppia subpectinata, 1510 nucleotides. Lineage: Eukaryota; Metazoa; Arthropoda; Arachnida; Sarcoptiformes; Oppiidae. The record is from the annotation of a GenBank genome assembly.
GUCUAUGAUAACUGAUUUGUGGCACACAUUCAGCGCUUCGAAGAUCCAAUUGUGAGCACAAACUCAACGUAAAUAUAAAUAAAUACUCAAAAAAGUGUUUACAAAUUGAAAUAAUAAUUAAUUACAAUUAAUCUUUCCACUCAAUUAACGAUUAAAAUUGUUUUCUAAAUAAUUCAACAAAUUAUUGAUUUGAAACAAUUUGGACGAAAACUCCAUUCAUUCCGAUUAAAGUCUUUGUUUAACAACAAGAAUAAUAAUAAAAAUUUGCUCAACAAUUAUGAAUAUUAAAUCAAUACUCAGUUUUAAUCAUAAUAAGCGAACAAAUGCUAUUUUAUGUCUUAUUUUUAUGAUUUUCUCUUCAUUACAAUCACUGGUUUGGAGCGUGAGAAUCCAACCCCAGGAUAAGGUGAAGGCUAUUUGGAACCGACAAACUAUAUUCGUUAAAUGUGUCAAAGAUAAGGGCCAAACUGAUGGAGUACUUAAAUGGGUUUCUGCGGCAACGGGUGAACCAAUUGAUGACAACAGUUUGGCUCCAAUAUACCAACAACAGGGACACGAAUCUGUCAAACUAUUCCUGGUUAAUGUUCCCAAAAGAUAUUCUGGAUUUUACGAAUGCAGACACACAAAUGGUGAUAGAGUGAUCUCAUCGGACAAAUUUGAGCUGAAAGUAUACAAUUCAAUUGAAAUGGAAGGCAACAAAGACAAUAACGUGGGCGUUGAAGGCGACCCCUUUUCAAUGGUCUGUAUCUCAAAGUUUGAUUCAGACAGCGAUCAGUCCACUGAAUCUCAGGUCUCAUGGAUUCACAACAACGUCCGCAUUAAAGAUGAGGAAGGUUCUUUUACAGUUAAGAAUCGUGUGGAACAGUCUGUCAAUAUGAAGUCUAUAAGAAGUACGCUAACCAUUAAACGACUCACCAAAGAGAAUGAGGGAACUUAUAAUUGCGAAUCGGUUUACGCCAACACUUAUCUCACAGACAUGAAGGCUAUUGACAUUAAUCUGAGAGUUCAAUUUAAGCCUCGUUUCCCCGAAAACACUCAGAAAAGUGUUUGGGUUUCCGACGAGACGUCAAGCAGUCCGGUAGUCGUAAACGUGACAUGUCUUGUAAACGCCGAUCCCAUCGCAGAGUUUCAAUGGUAUACCGGACGGGGACACCAGUUAACCAAUGAGAACAGAUUGUCUAAUGCCAAUUAUAAGCAUCACAUUUACAACACCGAGAAUUUAAGUGUUUUGUCCCUCGAAUACGAUAACAUUGGUAAAAUUAGGAACAAAUUCAAUGAUGGUCACAAUUCCAAGAAAUUCGAGUGUAGGGCCAGAAAUGCCAUCGGAAACGAAGUGAUUACCUUUGAUCUAAACGUUGGCAAACUUCCAGAACAACCUUUUCUCGCAAAUUUCUCAUACGAUGAAGGAGUUCUACACUUGACUGUCAAUGAAACACAAGUCGAACCACCGAUUGAUAUCUACAAACUGGAGAUUGUAGACAAACAACACAUUUACUUUAACUCGAGUUAG